AUGUCAGAUCCCAAGUGCUCAUGUGGUCAGUCAUUCAAAGAAGCCGCCCCGUGGUCAAAUGCCAAUUGCUUUGUCGUAGUGACUGGAGCUAGUCGAGGAUUUGGCAGGGCCUUUUGCAUACAACUUUUGAAGGAGGUGGCGGAACCGCGCACGGGCCACUGCCCCCCCGCAAUAUCACUUACCUAUUUCCUACUAGGCCGCGAUAUGAAGGCACUCUGUGAAACAGAGAGUGAGAUUAUUGCGUCAAUUCCGGGAAAUGGCACAACAAGCGUUGCCGUUUACUUCGAUGGUGGGGAACAGUUGGAUAUGAAUGCAGUUGAUGCUGUAACGCUUUCCAACACCCUACAACCCAUCUAUGAUGCAAUGGCCAAGUGCGCCAGUAGUGGUCAGCCUCAGUGGAACCUUCUUGUUAACAAUGCUGGCACCCUGGGCAACAUAAAAAGCCGCGCAGAUGAAAAUCUCUGUUUAGUGGAUCUAGAGAAGUACUUUCGUGUAAACCUCUUUUCUCAGAUAAUUCUCACAAACGUUUUUCUGCAUCACGUUGCCCCGGUGGCUCCCGCUACAGCGGGAGGACCCUACCACCCGCCCACCACGAUCUUAACCGUCUCCAGCCUCGCAGCAGUCAAGCCUCUUUCGCACAUGUUGACGUACUGUUGCGGCAAAGCUGCGCGUGACAUGCACCUCAAGUGUUUGGCGGUCGACCGUCCCUCCAUUUCCGCCUUUGUCUACUCGCCGGGGCCACUACUCACCGCGAUGUACGAUCAAAUGGAGAAAGAACAAGGGGACAUGAAGACACGCGCCUGGUUUAAGGAGCGACGGGAACAGGGCCUCGUUAUUCAGCCAAUGGAAUCUGCACGGAUGUGCAUUCGAUGGCUCAGACGACAACGGUUCUCAUUGCAAACUGGGGAAAUUCAGUUCCCAGCUCGUGUCUGUCCGGUGCACCAAGCGGACUAUAAGGAGCUGUGGAAGGGGCAGCAUUUGGAUUACUUUGAGGCCAGAGACCUGGAAGAGGCAGAAUUCAACCGGAUUGGCCUUUAG
Molecule: messenger RNA, 1038 nt
Organism: Mesocestoides corti
Lineage: Eukaryota; Metazoa; Platyhelminthes; Cestoda; Cyclophyllidea; Mesocestoididae
Source: the annotation of a GenBank genome assembly